GGACGUCCCAUAUAUAAUAAUAUUUAGUUAUAAAUUAUAAUUUUGCUUAUAUUAUAAAGUAUAAGAACGCAAAAAGUAUGACGAAAACAGUGAAAAUCUUAUUAAUUAGUGAUAUAAGGUGGUGUUUAUACUUUAUAUUUACAAUUUUAAUGCUACCAUCGUCAACUUCUAAGCAGUAUCGAACCGAUUAUGUGUACAACAGAAGAACUGACGCCUUUUACAAAUUCCACAUGGAGAUGGUGUUGUGUGGUGCAACUAAAGAUAUAUGUGCUGUGGAGGGUGCAACUCUGAUGGUGCCAACGUCUGAGGAGGACAUAUCACAAGUACACGGCAUGUUCAAACAGUACCCGGACAUAGGGGACUUGGCGUGGGUAGGGUAUGACGGGAACGACCAUGACUCGAUCGAGGAAACUCCCCUAAUUAACUUAGACGAAGGUAGAGUUACUCCGUACCCUAGAAGCUACACUACGUCCGUGUGCGACGUGGUAAAACGCAAUGGUGAGACGUAUCGCUACAAAGGACAACAUCUGUUGCCUUUCAUCUGCAAGGCUAACGCGAAGGACGUGUUCGAAGAUAAGCAAUGCAAAGUCUUCGGUAGAGGUUACAGAUACUAUGAAAACGUGGGUAGUUGCUACAAGAUUCCCUCGCUAGCGUAUGAAUGGAACGCAGCGUACGCAGAGUGUCACGCAGAGGGCGCCCAUCUCAUCGUUCUCAACUCGGAACUGGAACACCAGGUCAUAUACAAUUUCACCAACGAGGAACACCAGGUGCGAAAUGCUUGGACAUCCUGGUUCUUCUUAGCGGGCGUCAGAGCGGAAAAACCGCCAGCGGGCGCACCAGUUGUAUUCAAAACUAUUUUUAACCAAAGUUUGGAGGAGGCAGGCUACAGCCAGUGGAGCGAGAACGAGCCCAACAACUCGAACGGACACGAGUACUGUGUCACCAUAUUCAAGAACGACGGCAAAUACAACGACAUCUACUGCAGGGACAAAUACGCGUUCAUUUGCGAGAAGGAACUCACAAACAAUUAGAAAUAUUGAAAACUAGCUGACGCCGCGCGGUUUCACCCGCGUAAUUCCCGUUUCCGUAAGAAUACGGAGAUAAUAUAUAGCCUAUA
Messenger RNA from Bicyclus anynana (squinting bush brown), 1117 nucleotides. It is a transcript of the gene CTL11, whose product is annotated as lymphocyte antigen 75. Gene Ontology annotation, biological process: biological process involved in interspecies interaction between organisms. The coding region runs from base 78 to 1031 and encodes 317 amino acids. The record is from RefSeq and is a predicted model, not a curated record. Gene Ontology annotation, molecular function: carbohydrate binding. Gene Ontology annotation, cellular component: external side of plasma membrane. The transcript is spliced from 6 exons. NCBI's taxonomy places the organism in Eukaryota, Metazoa, Arthropoda, Insecta, Lepidoptera, Nymphalidae.